AAAUUCGUUCUCUUCGUCGUCAAAUGCCAUAAACAAAAAGAACCUACGUCGGCGCUUCGCUACAAAAGAAUGAACUUCAGGAUAAUAUUCAACUCGUUUCAAAAGCGAUCGUUAAACGUAUAUACGGUGUAUUUUGUAGCAACCAAUCAGAUUGCAGGAAGAAGGCAGGAGACGAUUUUCCAUUCUGCGCAAGCGCGCAGCGUCAUUCCCAAAGUUGAGGAAAAUGGCGAUAGGACGCUUGUGUCGUAAUGCCGAAUUAAUCCAAACAUCCCGAUGAAUCGAUAAAGAAUCGACUAAUUAAUGAAAUGAGAAAUAUCGAUGAAUAAAAAAAAUGCAAAAAGGGGAAACAUGAAAAGACGAUAGAAAAGUGGAUAUCAGUGAAUUGCAGAAAAUUCCUGUCAGAGCUGCUGAAAAUAUGAAGGCAGCUUUUGGGAAAGAGAAAAUUCAAAUAUUUUAGAAAAGUGGAGUUAAAAGUGACAUGGAGAAGUUUUGGAUAGUUGGUAUUUCUUUCAACCCUUUGUCAGGGAAUCAGCGAUUCGUAAGACUGGUUUUCAAUAAGAGUACAAAGGAAAAAGAAAUGACUAAUUGAAUUUGUCAACUGAUAGCAGUUUUUCAUCUCUAUCACGUCUAUGAAUCAUCGACCAACGUGGGAUCGCCGUUAAACAAAUUCAUGCUGCUGCUACUGACUGGAACAAUUAUUUGUAAUCGCUGAAUCAUCGAGUGUCUCGCGAUACAAAAAUAUUCGCAGAAUAGAAUUCGCAAAAAAAGAAGGAAGGACAAAAAAUGAAUCACGAUGUAUUAUCAUCGACAGCGAUUGAUAUUAAUUUCCAAAAAAUUAGUUGUUCAUUCAAGGAGAAUUUUUUGAGGGAAAAAAAAUGUGUUCUUCAGGAAGUGAGUGGAAAUUUUAAAUGUGGUCAAUUGACGGCAAUAAUGGGACCAUCAGGCGCUGGUAAAUCGACUCUUCUCAAUAUUCUCACUGGAUUUCAAAGAAAUUUCGAAGGUAGAUUAAUAUAUCAGAGUGAGAAGGGCGAGAUAAGUUAUAAACAUUUUAAGAAGUACUCUCGCUAUAUUCAGCAGGAUGAUGCACUGUAUUCUUUUUUCACGGUUAGGGAAACGAUAACAAUAGCUGCUGAGUUGAAAUUAGAGAGUAGUAUGAGUAGAAGUGUGAAGAGAAAAAUAAUUGAUGAUAUUCUUAGUUCUUUGGAUUUGAUGAAGACGAAAGAUACGAUUUGUGGUAAAUUGAGUGGUGGUGAGAGAAAGAGGUUCAGUAUUGCCCUUGAAAUGUUAAAUGAUCCUCUAGUCAUGUUUCUUGAUGAGCCAACAACUGGUCUGGAUUCAUCGGCAGCAAUGCAAUGCGCAACUGUAUUGAAGAAUUUGGCGAAAAAUUCGAGAACCAUCGUUUGUACGAUACAUCAGCCGAGUACAACUAUUUAUGAGAUGUUCGAUCAUGUUUAUAUGGUUGCUGGGGGACGAUGUAUUUAUCAAGGUGAUCCAAUGAUGAUUGUUUCUUAUUUUAGUAGUUUUGGACUCACUUGUCCUAAAUAUCAUAAUCCUGCUGAUUAUGCAAUGGAGGUGAUGUGUAAUGAAUAUGGGGAUUUUAAUAGAAAAUUAUCUGUGGGACAGAAUUCGGAGAUGAAAAUGCAAACGUGGAGAAAGAAGCAAGAAGAGAAGAUUGAGGGACUUAAGAAGGGGAAUGUUGUUAGGACAAUGAAUCCACCGUCGGAAUUUAAUAAAACGAGAGUUUUGUUGUUUAGAUGUUUUUUGCGAUUCUAUAAGGAUUGGCAAUCAACUAUGAUACGAUUUUUCAUGUAUUUUUUGCUUGGUGUUCUGUUUGGUAUGACUUAUUAUGAUUGUGGUUUUAAUGCGGAGAAGUUCCCCUCGAAUAUAGGAAUGUUCACGUUAAUUGGUAUAAUUGUGUUUUAUUGUAGUUUAUUGCCGGCUGUGUUGAAAUUACCCUUUGAAUUGAGUAUCCUAAGGAAGGAAAAUUUAAACGAUUGGUAUAAAAUUCGAAGUUAUUAUGUUGUAUUUGUCAUUACGAAUCUUAUAUUUCAAGCUGGUUUUGUUGCACUGUUUACUGGUCUGGCUUAUGUUUUGAGUAAACAACCAAUGGAAUUGUUUCGUUUUCUUAUGUUUGUAACAAUAAUGAUAUUGUUUGCAUUUAUUGGCGAGUCUAUUGGUUUAAUUUUGGGUAUUAUAUUUAAACCGGUGGCGGGAAUUUUUGGUUGUAUUGUCGUUGGUUCAUCUCAAUUGUCAUUUUGUGGUUAUUUUAUUUAUUACAAUCAUAUGUCACCGUUUGUUUAUGAAUUAUGUCAAUUUGUUUUUACGCGCUAUGUUAGUGAGGGAGUACUCAAUAGUGUUUAUAGAUAUGAUCGAGAGAAACUUGAUUGUCCAAGUGAUGUUAUUUAUUGUCAUUUUCGUGAUCCUACUAUUUUUUUGCGUGAAAUUGGUCUUGAUGAGCCGAAAUUUAUCACUGAUGCGACGGUAUUGGCGAGUCAUGCGGCAUUUUUCUUUAUUGUUGGAUAUAUUUUGUUGAAGAAAAAGGUGUCUAGUAUUUGAGUGGUUUUUUUGUGAAACUUUAUUUUUUUAAUGACUGAAAAUUUUGAACGUUUAAAUAGACGAGGAUAUUUUUGUUACUUCCCUUUUGGUUUUUGAAUUUUGUUGCAAAAUGGUUUGUAAAAUUUAAAUCUUAAGUAUAAACAAAUAUUUAACUCUACUUAUUUUACAUAAUACAUUUUAUUAUAAAUUUACCAUAAGUAAAUGUUCAACUCACAUUAUUUUUCACUUGAGUAUAAAAAAAU
Leptopilina heterotoma is the source of this 2798-nucleotide messenger RNA. Its product is annotated as ATP-binding cassette sub-family G member 1-like. The transcript is spliced from 5 exons. Bases 784 to 2556 code for a protein of 590 amino acids. Gene Ontology annotation, cellular component: plasma membrane. Gene Ontology annotation, molecular function: ABC-type transporter activity; ATP hydrolysis activity; ATP binding. The record is from RefSeq and is a predicted model, not a curated record. NCBI's taxonomy places the organism in Eukaryota, Metazoa, Arthropoda, Insecta, Hymenoptera, Figitidae.